Molecule: messenger RNA, 2701 nt
Organism: Olea europaea var. sylvestris
Lineage: Eukaryota; Viridiplantae; Streptophyta; Magnoliopsida; Lamiales; Oleaceae
Exons: 3
Coding region: 121-2178 (685 amino acids)
Source: RefSeq, a predicted model, not a curated record
UUUUGUCUUUUAGCUGAAGUUGCAUUGACAUAACAAAGAAAUUUCCACCACUCGAGCAUCCUCAUCUUAAAUCCAGAGUAAAGCAGCCGUGGGAAGAGAGCUGAAUAAUUGAACAAAACGAUGACCCCUAAAGCACCAAUGCCAUGGAUAGGCCUAUACGCUGCUGUAGCAUCUCUAAUAUGGACUCUUUCACUUGUCAUUGAUGCAUUGAUUUCUGUCCGUCAGAGAAAAUUAUGGUUCCCUUGCAGAUAUUCUGCUCUCAACGCUGCUUCCUUGACUGUGUUAGCCGUCGCAGUGAAGUUGGCAAUGGAUCUAACCACCCCGAUGGAAGGUGUCAUUGAUCAAGUCGCUAAAACUUCUAGCACUGCUCUCUUGUGUGUUUCAACCGCUCAUUUCAUUCCCUCUCUGGGAUCCAUGAGUGAUAGAGAUAUAUUAGUGAACUUAACAGCAUUGGGUUUCCUUGUAGGGACGCUUACCGUAAAUGUCAUCAUCCAAGUAUUCACAGGCGUGAUUGAAGAUCAUUUCCAAGUGUUGGUUGUCUUUAUGAAUGUUUAUGCGUUCAUUAUAUUAAGUUCUUCUGCUUUAACGGUAUUUACAAGUAAAAGGUAUUUGGAACAUAAGUACAAAGAAUUGCAAACAAGAAUUUUGGCAGAGGAACUACAAGGAGACCAAAUAAUGGACUUUGACAAGUUAAAGUCACGAGUGAAAAAGUAUUGGGUGAUGGCGGAAACAGGUAACCCUCAGUUUGUAAUGGCACGAUCUGAGGCCAGCGGUGUUUUAUUCAUGAUCUGUGUCAUUAGUUAUAUUUUAGGUAAAUCACCAUAUUCAAGACUCGAUAAGCCAGAAAUUGCUUCAGAUUAUAAAUGGUCAGUGUAUUCUAUUCAUUGGACUCAACAUUUUGGCAUGUCUCUUUGCGUUGUCACGUCUUUGGGAAGAUUUUUAGUAGCUUUGCUUCACACUGUACAGAAUAUUAGAAAAUGUACCAUCUCUAGCAUUUCCUUAGAAAUAAAAAAUUACAGGAUCAAAAGAUUGGUAGAGUGGAAAAAGAGACUCCCACCAUUACAUAUUCGAGGCCAGAAGCUUAGAAAAAUUAUUUAUCACAUCAGAAAUCUACUUAUCAACAUUUGUAUAGGAAGUCAGAUAGUGAUUGUGAUCAUGAAUACAUUGCUUGUCCCCAUCUCAAUUGGUGGAUUUCUCUACUUAUUCAUCACGGAUCCAGUUUCCACGGUCAUACUAGGUAUAAUCCCAUUGGCCGUCCUACUCUCUUUUGGUGUCUCAAGGAUGAGAAUCGUUAGAUGCUUGGUGAUGGUAAAGAAUUUUUUCUUAUGGCAAUCUGAGGCCUCGGUCAAUCCCAAUGAAGCAGAACACAUGGUUGGUUGUGAGCAAGAUCUUAGAAAUUUUUUUUUACUUCUAGAAAGUGAGGUAAUACAUGAUGGAUACCUGAUGUUCAUUAACACUUCUAUUAAUUCAUCCAUAAAGAUGGGUGCAAAGAAUCAGCCUAGAUAUCUAAUGGACCUUAUGGAGAACUCCACCAGCUUCGUGGGUGUAUCAAAAUUUGAAUGUGAUCAAGUCUCUCCGAUUAUUUGCACAGAACCUCUUAAUUGCUGGAGUCUAUCCGUGGCAACGCUAACUAGCAUCAUGAUUGCUCUUCCCAAUGUCCAAAAUGAGAAGAAGAGUCAGUUUGUUAGAAGUGUCAUGGAAGGUUUUAAGUAUGUGCGCCUAAUUGAGAAAAGUUUGGAUGUUCAUAAAAGUUUUGUGUGCAGCACGAGCGCUGCAGAUUUUGCAUGGGUUUUAGUUGAAUUUAGGCGUAAGUGGUUAGACAUGGAUCUCCAAAAAAAUGCCAGGAUAUCAAAAUCCUCCAAAGAAACUCUUCAGAAUCUUGCAAAUAGAAGUGAAGAAAUUUUGAAGAAAUUUACGAGUAGAAUGAAUGGAAAUGCUAUGGAAAGCUCAGUUGACUUGCCUGAAAAUAUCAUAAUUGCCAAUUCAAUGUACAAAAUAAGCAAUAGUUUUCUAUUGGUGUAUGAGGAAAGUUAUCAUUUUGCAUCAGAUGCUCAAGUGUUUGAGAGAUUGUCAGUUAUUGUUGCAGAUAUAUUUGCUGCAUGCCUGACCAAUUUACCUCAUGUUAUACUCAAGAAAUGCAACAAUAGCACCAUAGAAGAACGGGAGAAAAGUAUAUAGGAAGCAACUCAACUUUUGGGAGAAACUCGAGGCAUUCUGAAAGCUCUUCAGAAGCGUGAAAUUCCUAAUCUAUCACCCGAACAGUCAAUUUACAUUGACGAAUGGCGUACUUUACUCAAACACACUAACCAUGGUAUUUCGAACUCAACUCCUGGCAGUGAGAAUAUUAUUACGGCUUCAAGUGGUGAGUUGCAUUUGGAUAUACAAGAACUUCGUGCAAGUGCUACAGCAGAAGCCUUGGAAACAGAGGAAGGUAAUGCAGAGUCUCAUGUGAGCGGGGAAGUGGCCGAAGAGUCAUGAGAAGAAAAGGAGAACAACCAAGCAUAAAAAUUUUAACUUUUCCACUUUUCAAAAGUUAUUAUUUUAUAAGCAUCUUUUUUGUGUGUUCAUUGGAGUUUGCUACGCAACUAUUGUUAUUUGUGAGUCAUUCAGUAACAUUGUGUUGUCAUGAAAACCUAGUAGGCACCUAACGCUGGCAUUUUAGUAGACAUUAUUAUAUAUUUUUUGAAGAUUAAAAGUGUCA